Pseudo-nitzschia multistriata is the source of this 1547-nucleotide messenger RNA. The record is from the annotation of a GenBank genome assembly. Lineage: Eukaryota; Bacillariophyta; Bacillariophyceae; Bacillariales; Bacillariaceae.
CGUUGCUAUCGUUGAUGCAGUGUCAAGACAUCGUUUUCUGUGAAAGAAAGAGGAGCACUCUGCACCGGAAUCCGAAAGCACUGGUGACUAGACUUUGAAUCGAAGACAACGCAUUAUAGCUAGUCGAAGCAAAGCAGAGCAAAGGGAGAAAAAAAAUAAAAAAAAUAAAACCUAGCUAAGCAAAGCGAACCAUGAUGAGAGUCAACGCUAUCCGGAAGGCCGGCGCGGUUGCAUCCAGGGGAAUGCAGACCGCCGGCAGGGCCUCCGCCGCGAGAGCCUCCUUUUCCACCGAAGGGGACAACCGAAAGGAACUCGAAUACCCCCGUGCCGUUUCGAAAGAAGAGGCUCCCUCCAUCAAGCCCGCCAAGGAAACCACCGAGGAGCCCUUUUUGCCCUGGAGGGGCUGGAUGGAACGCGUCUUCCGGGACAAGAUGAGCCCCGAAACCUUCGACACGGUCAAGGGCUUCUUUUAUUUCUGGCCCGAGGAUCCAAACAACCUCAACCAGCUGCCCUACCCCAACCAGAAGCACAUCUACAGCAAGGACGGAAAGGAAUCCGUCGCCAUCCGCGAGGUAUCUCCGGGUAGCCAGCCCUUUGUGGAGAUUCCUACCAAGGACCUCGACGACGAUCCCUACGAYUCGGGAUACUUCAAGCGCGACACCCGCCGCCGGUACGUGGAUCCCGAGUUCCCACACCCGGACGUGGAGCAGAUCAAGCUGGACAUGCUCGACGAGAACGAUCCGGAGGUCGUUGCGGCCAAGGAACGCCUUGCGGCCGGCCCCCUGUCGUCGCAGGGAAACGGUGGAAUCUUUGCCAACGGAAAGUCGGAGACCGGCCUGAGCGGUCUGCGGGCMGUYAUGUCCGUCACCAACGACGAGCUCUUUGCGGAACUGGACAAGCACAUGCCGGACCACGUGAGUAUGCUAACGAAACGAACGAACACCGCAAUGUUUUUUGUAUGCAACAAUCGAAGUGUUCUUUUUUUUAAUAUUGCUUCGUUGCGUUUUCAUUUUUUGAAUUAGAUCCAUCGAAAUCACACAGUUGCUGACCAGAAUGUUGAUUUCUUGUUUCGAUUGUCUGCUCGUGUUUUUUUCCUUUUGAUGCACUUUUUCUUUGCAACAGCUUCCGACACCGACCUGGGCAGCCGACGACGAAAAAUGCAAAGAAAUGGUGCAAUGGUACAAGGACCGAGGUUUGCCGAUCCCGAUCGGAGGAAACUUCAAUGGAGUCAGCGUCAAGCGCCGCAUUGCGAAGUGGUAGGCAGUGAGUGCCGCCGUGCCGUGUGUCUGGGUUUGGCCGGGUCGAUUGAUUCGCGUCGAUUCGAUUUCGACCCGGUUCCAUUCCGAUCCAUCUGCRGCGGUGGGAUACUGUGCGUUCUCAACGGAASUCGAUAACUCUGCUUUGGACGAAUCCAUCAACCCUUCAUCGAGCCUCGUGCAUUGCAACCAUCCCUGGCGGCAUCGGUCGCAAGGAUCCGGCGACAAAACGKUCUGCUGCUGGUUCUUGUGAACUGAUCAAUUGGCGUGUUAUAAACUAAAAUCAUAUUC